AUGUCCUGUUCACAAAAUAAGACUUCUUUCAAUUUGCCUUGGAACGAAUGCAUAUCCAUCGCUUCCGUCGUCAUUGGCGCGUAUGCGUCAUACAAAUACUAUAAGCUAUGCAAAACACAGGAUAUUCCACGUCCAAAAGGAGGUGUGGAGGAACUCAUAGGAAACACUCCUCUGGUUAAAAUCAGAUCUCUUAGCAAGGCUACUGGUGUUAACGUUUACGCUAAACUAGAAUUAUGUAACCCAGCAGGAAGUGCUAAGGACAGAGUGGCAUUAAACAUCAUAAAGACAGCUGAGGAGUUAGGUGAACUUGUCAGAGGCGAACCUGGUUGGGUAUUCGAAGGAACAAGCGGGUCGACCGGUAUCUCUAUAGCAGUAGUUUGUAAUGCGUUGGGAUAUAGGGCACACAUUUCUCUGCCCGAUGACACAUCGUUGGAAAAAUUGGCAUUACUAGAAAGUCUCGGUGCUACCGUUAAUAAGGUUAAGCCCGCUAGUAUUGUCGAUCCAAACCAAUACGUAAAUGCCGCGAAGAAGGCGUGUGAUGAAUUAAAGAAGAAAGGUAAUGGGGUUAGAGCAGUUUUUGCCGAUCAGUUUGAAAAUGAAGCCAACUGGAAAGUUCACUAUCAGACCACAGGUCCAGAAAUCGCCCAUCAAACUAAGGGAAAUAUUGAUGCAUUCAUCGCUGGUUGUGGUACUGGUGGUACUAUAACUGGAGUUGCAAAGUUUCUAAAAGAAAUGGCGAAGAUACCUUGCCAUGUCGUUCUAGCGGAUCCACAAGGAUCAGGCUUUUAUAAUAGAGUUAACUACGGCGUGAUGUAUGACUAUGUAGAAAAGGAAGGUACUAGAAGAAGGCAUCAAGUAGACACUAUUAUAGAAGGUAUUGGUUUAAACAGAAUUACUCAGAAUUUCCAUAUGGGCGAAGAAUUUAUUGAUGAAUCAAUACGUGUUAAUGAUAGUCAAGCUAUUAGAAUGGCGAAAUAUCUAUCAGUGAAUGAUGGGCUAUUUGUAGGGAGUAGUACAGCUAUUAAUGCAGUAGCCGCCAUCCAGGUUGCGAAAAGGCUCUCUCACGGCUCAAACAUUGUAAUUAUUGCAUGCGACAGUGGUUCAAGACAUUUAAGUAAAUUCUGGAAAGAAGCUAAAGAAAUUGGUCAUGACAUAUCAUUAGAAGAAAUAAUAAAUAUCUGA
Messenger RNA from Saccharomyces paradoxus, 1182 nucleotides. RefSeq names its product putative cysteine synthase (gene MCY1). Lineage: Eukaryota; Fungi; Ascomycota; Saccharomycetes; Saccharomycetales; Saccharomycetaceae. The record is from RefSeq and is a predicted model, not a curated record. Gene Ontology annotation, molecular function: cysteine synthase activity. Gene Ontology annotation, cellular component: cytoplasm. Bases 1 to 1182 code for a protein of 393 amino acids. The transcript has a single exon.